AGAGUGGUUAGUGAUGUGAGCUUCUUUGCAUUAAUUUUCGACAUGGAUAUUUCAGAACAUUCAGGUUAUAAAGAUUUUGUGUGGGCGGUUAAAUUAAAUCGCUUUGGUUUGGAAUUAAUUGGUUUGUGGCCGAAAAACGAUGAAAUCACCAAGAAUACCUUCUAUUCUGAUUUGCGCGUGGGCAUUAUUCUUAUAAUAGUAACAUUUAUUUCUGGUAUUCCCUUGAUAUGGUCUCUUUUGCGAGUCUGGGGUGACAUACUACUUAUGGUAGACAACCUCCAAGUUACUUUACCUCUACUAGUGGUCUCAUUGAAACUUAUUAUCAUGCGAUGGAAACGAACAGCUAUUUUAUCUAUUGUAAAAAUGAUGGCAGAGGAUUGGACAGAAUCGAAGACAACAAAAGAAAGAGAUGUAAUGAUAAGACGAGCACAGAUUGCUCGGGUGAUUGUCAUAUGUGGGUACGUUUUGAUGGUGUUGGCGUUCAUCAUGGUCGUCGUUCUUCCAUAUUUUGGCUUACCAUUAAGACACUUGACAAAUCUUACGGACCCAAACAAACCAUUGCCGCUGCAGACUUAUUAUUUUUACGAUAUUAUUAAGAGUCCGCAAUUUGAACUAACAUUUGUUGCUCAAGCGAUUACGAUUUUCUUGGCUGCUGUAACCUAUACGUCGGUAGAUGCCUUUCUUGGACUCACGAUUCUUCAUCUCUGCGGCCAGCUGGAGAACUUCAAAGGCCGAUUAGCUGUUUUGGAUUCAAGCGAAAAUUUUACUUACAGUCUGAGUAACAACGUGGUAAAUCAUUUACGACUCAUCAGAUUUGCCAGUAUCGUCGAAGACUCUUUCACUUUAAUGAUGCUAACACUAAUGUUCUACUUUGGCAUUGUAUUCUGCUUACAUGGGUUCCUAUUAAUUACUGUGAUUACCGAAAAAGGUAACAUUACUUUGGCGCGACUGUGCUUUCCGUUAAUUGGUAUUACAAUUUUACUUACGCAUACUUUUCUUUAUUGUGGAGCUGGAGAGAUUAUUAUAAGUCAAUGUGAAGGAGUAUAUCGUACAAUGUGCAACGUAAAAUGGUACAAACUGGAGCCGAGAAAGGCAAAAUCUCUCAUCCUAUUAAUGAUACGAGCUCAUCAACCAUUUCGCAUUACCGCGGGGAAAAUAUUCCCACUUACGAUGACCACAUUUUGUAGCCUAUUAAAAACAUCGGCUGGCUACAUAUCUUUCUUAUUGGCCAAGCGAGGAUAA
This is a messenger RNA of Odontomachus brunneus, 1242 nucleotides long. Its product is annotated as odorant receptor 43a-like. Bases 43 to 1242 code for a protein of 399 amino acids. Lineage: Eukaryota; Metazoa; Arthropoda; Insecta; Hymenoptera; Formicidae. The transcript is spliced from 7 exons. Gene Ontology annotation, molecular function: olfactory receptor activity; odorant binding. Gene Ontology annotation, biological process: detection of chemical stimulus involved in sensory perception of smell; sensory perception of smell. The record is from RefSeq and is a predicted model, not a curated record. Gene Ontology annotation, cellular component: plasma membrane.